Molecule: messenger RNA, 1185 nt
Organism: Chaetura pelagica (chimney swift)
Lineage: Eukaryota; Metazoa; Chordata; Aves; Apodiformes; Apodidae
Gene: DSCC1
Product: DNA replication and sister chromatid cohesion 1
Exons: 9
Coding region: 22-1185 (387 amino acids)
Biological process (GO): maintenance of mitotic sister chromatid cohesion; mitotic sister chromatid cohesion
Cellular component (GO): chromatin; nucleus; chromosome, centromeric region
Source: RefSeq, a predicted model, not a curated record
GCUUUCGGCGGGGCCGGCGCCAUGAGGAGCCGCGCCGAGGUGGACGCGACGUUGCAGACGGCCAAGCUGAACCCGGCGGAGCUGCUGCCGGUCGUACAUUGCCUCAGCUUCGGCCCGCAGGCGGGCGCCGGCGAGUGCUGCCUGCUGCAGCUGGAGCCGGGCCUGUGCGCCGAGCUGGAGGCGGGACGCAGCCUAGUGAUCCGUGGUGAAAAGCAUGAACAAGCAGUGUUGUGCAGCAAAGAUAAAACUUACGAUAUGAAAAUAGCAGAUACCUCAAAUAUGCUGCUGUUUAUUCCUGGCUGCAAAACUCCAGAACAGCUGAAUGCAGAUCAAGCAUCUUGUAAUAUUAUUCAUUCGCAGAUUGCUGGCUUCUCCAAUAACUACUGGGAAUUAAGAAGAUGCCGACCUAAACUGAAGAAACUGAGGAAGCUUUUAAUGGAAGAUCCGUAUGAAGGGCCAGAUAGUCAGAAAAAUCAAAGAUUUUCAAAGUACACAACAGAGGAUUUGUUAAAUCUGAUUCAAGCAAGUGAAGAAGAAAUAAUGCACCAGCUGCGGGCUUUAGAUGCUUGCAAAAUUGAAGGAUAUUGGAGAAUUCUAGAAUUUGACUACGAGAUUAAACUCUUGAAUCAUGUGACUCAGCUAAUAGACUCAGAGUCCUGGUCUUUAAGUAAGGUUCCUUUACAUACCUGCCUUGAGGAACUUGGAUCUCUAGAGCCCAGAGAGAUGAUAGAACAUAUUCUUUUAAGCUAUGGAAGGAAAUACAUUGAUGAUGGAGAGGUUUACUUUGAAAUGCAUGAAGAUAAAAUAUGCAGAGCUAUGGCACAGAUGCUUUUGCAAAAUGCAGCUAAAUUCAAUCUAUCAGACUUUCAAGAAGUCUGGCAACAAAGUGUCCCUGAAGGGAUGACAACAAGGCUUGAUCAGCUUAAGGGCUUGGCUCUUGUGGAUAAAAGCUCAAGACCAGAGACCAUCUUUCUGCUGAAAGUAGAAGACUUACCUGAAAAUGAUCAGGAAAGAUUUAACAGCUUAUUCAACAUACGGGAGAAGUGGACAGAAGUGGAUAUUACCCCUUAUAUACAAGACUUAUGUGCAGAGAAGCAGACAGUUGGUGCUCUUCUAACAAAAUACACUCGCUCUUCAAUGCAGAAUGGAGUUAAAGUUUAUAAUUCUAGAAGACCCAUCUCAUAA